AUGGCCGCCAGACUCUCAAUCGCCCGCGCUGCGCGCCAAUUCACGUCUGCGGCGGCAAAGAAGCCGUCGCCGUUUGCGUGCCAGAGGUGGCAGCAGGUCCCUCCGCAACGGCUAUUCUCGGUAUCUGCCGCAUUCAAGGAGAAGCGGUACACCGAGGACCACGAGUGGAUUGAGAUGUCUGCCGAUGGCAAGACAUGCACGCUUGGAAUCUCAGAGUACGCGGCCAAGGCGCUGGGCGACGUCGUCUACAUUGAGCUGCCGCAGGUCGACAUGGACGUGAGCGAGGGCGACGCAAUUGGCGCCGUCGAGUCGGUCAAGUCGGCGUCGGACAUUCUCACGCCCAUUUCGGGCGUCGUCGCAGAGGUCAACACGGCGCUCGAGAGCACCCCGGGAAACGUCAACAAGGACCCCGAGGGCGAGGCUUGGAUCGCCAAGAUUACCGUCGACGGCGAGCCCAGCGGGACCAUGAGCAAAGACGAGUAUGCAGAGUUUACCGCAGAGUAG
This is a messenger RNA of Exserohilum turcica Et28A, 504 nucleotides long. RefSeq lists its product as uncharacterized. Gene Ontology annotation, biological process: protein lipoylation; glycine decarboxylation via glycine cleavage system. The record is from RefSeq and is a predicted model, not a curated record. The coding region runs from base 1 to 504 and encodes 167 amino acids. Gene Ontology annotation, cellular component: glycine cleavage complex; mitochondrion; cytoplasm. Lineage: Eukaryota; Fungi; Ascomycota; Dothideomycetes; Pleosporales; Pleosporaceae. The transcript has 3 exons.